AUGAUUCCAGGGAUAUGUGAAGUUUUUCCAGUCAGCCUUCUUCAGGUCGAAGCGCCGCCUGAAGGUAGUGAUGCCCGCGCUUUCUUUCUUUCUUUCUUUCUUUCUUUCUUUCUUUCUUUCUUUCUUUCUUCUUUUUGUUGCUCCCCUCAAUAUAUCGCCGGUUGUCUUUAUACAUCUAUAUUUUUGGUUCCGGGACGAGGAUCUAUCUAUCUAUCUAUCUAUCUAUCUAUCUAUCUAUCUCCGUCUGUUAUUGUUAUGGCCACAACAUCUAUCUAUCUAUCUAUCUAUCUAUCUAUCUAUUGGUUAUCUAUCUAUCUAUCUAUCUAUCUAUCUAUCUAUCUAUCUAUCUAUCUCCGUCUGUUUUUUUAUCUAUCUAUCUAUCUAUCUAUCUAUCACCGUCUUUUUUUAUCUAUCUAUCUAUCUAUCUAUCUAUCUAUCUAUCUAUCUAUCUAUCUCCGUCUGUUUUUUAUCUAUCUAUCUAUCUAUCUAUCUAUCUAUCUAUCUAUCUCCGUCUGUUUUUUUUAUCUAUCUAUCUAUCUAUCUAUCUAUCUAUCUAUCUAUCUAUCUAUCUAUCACCGUCUUUUUUUUUAUCUAUCUAUCUAUCUAUCUAUCUAUCUAUCUAUCUCCGUCUGUUUUUUUUAUCUAUCUAUCUAUCUAUCUAUCUAUCUAUCUAUCUAUCUAUCUCCGUCUGUUUUUUUAUCUAUCUAUCUAUCUAUCUAUCUAUCUAUCUAUCUAUCUAUCUAUCGUCUUUUUUUUUUAUCUAUCUAUCUAUAUCAAACGCACAGAGACGACAACAGCAUUUCUCUGUUGAUCUGUUUGUUUGAUCUCUUCUGUUCCAAACCAGACGCAAGCCACCAAUCUGCCACUGGGUGGCAUGCCAUUAACAUCUAUCUAUCUAUCUAUCUAUCUAUCUAUCUAUCUAUCUAUCUAUCAAGACGCUACUGGCCCCCUGGCGGACCACGUCUUACGUGUGAUGGGUAUCUAGACCUUCAUAGUUAA
Molecule: messenger RNA, 999 nt
Organism: Acanthosepion pharaonis
Lineage: Eukaryota; Metazoa; Mollusca; Cephalopoda; Sepiida; Sepiidae
Source: the annotation of a GenBank genome assembly